AUGUUACCCCCGGCUCUCAACAUCCCCAAAUGGCUCGAAGCCAAUUCCCAUCUCCUUCAACCGCCAGUCAAUAAUUACUGUGUCUACCACCCCUCAUCCCCGGCCACAUCCGGCUACACUGUGAUGAUCGUCGGCGGACCCAACGCGCGAACAGACUACCACAUCAAUACCACACCCGAAUUCUUCUACCAAUACCGAGGAUCCAUGCUUCUAAAGACAGUCGAUCCCUCAACCAACCCGCCUACGUUCCAGGAUAUCCCGAUCCACGAAGGAUCCCUCUUCUUGUUACCGGCAAACACACCGCACAGCCCGGUGCGUUUUAAGGAUACAGUUGGCGUUGUUAUGGAGCAGCCUAGAGCGGAAGGAGCAGUGGACAUUAUGCGAUGGUACUGUCGGAAGUGUGGUGGUGUGGUUUGGGAGAAGAAAUUUGUGUGUACGGAUCUGGGGACACAGGUUAAGGCUGUGGUGGAGGAAUUCGGGGCGGAUGAGGAAAAGAGACGGUGCAAGGGUUGUGGGGAAAUUGCGGCGGUCAGAUAUGAGGAAGGGGAGGUCGUGCAACCACCCACGAACCCAGAAUAG
This is a messenger RNA of Penicillium verhagenii, 579 nucleotides long. Its product is annotated as 3-hydroxyanthranilate 3,4-dioxygenase. The record is from RefSeq and is a predicted model, not a curated record. Gene Ontology annotation, biological process: quinolinate metabolic process; 'de novo' NAD+ biosynthetic process from L-tryptophan. Gene Ontology annotation, cellular component: cytoplasm. Bases 1 to 579 code for a protein of 192 amino acids. NCBI's taxonomy places the organism in Eukaryota, Fungi, Ascomycota, Eurotiomycetes, Eurotiales, Aspergillaceae. Gene Ontology annotation, molecular function: iron ion binding; 3-hydroxyanthranilate 3,4-dioxygenase activity. The transcript has 2 exons.